AGUUUGAGUCAGGUCGCCGACUGCAUGGCAUACGUACUGGUGCUGCUGUCGUAGAAUGAUUGAACGCAUGCAGAGUUUGGUUCUGGUAGAGAAAUAUCAUCUACUCAUGAAUCAAGCAUGAGUGAAUCACGAUGGAGGUGACCAGGCACACAGAUCUUGAUGUGGUUGCAUUAACGGAGCGCAUUGUACUGUUUCGCAGCCCCUGGCUAUUGGCUACUCACAAAGAGUGUCACCGGAACAACAUCGAUGACCUGGCCACAUUCGUGAAGAGUAUUCCUUUGUCUCCCAGAUGUUGGCAUAAUUCUAGGAAACUACGAAAGACUUAGAGGGAACGCUUACUUAGUCGUUCUCCGAAAAUAUUCCAAAAUUGCCAGGUCUGAGUAUCGCUUCGGCCGUCAAAGCAGCUACAGCUGCCAGCCAAGUAGCGACAUCUGGUGGAGACAAGACACCUACCGCAGGCGCAGCAUCGAAAAGCGAAACAACUGAAAAACAAGGCCAGGAACAGGACAGGUGUUUUUUUCAGAUUUUCGAUUUAUCUGGCAACUCGAUUUUGAAAGAAUACGGUGCCGAAAAAUUUGGAUCGCGCUUGCUCAGCUUCGAUUACAACUCUAGCAGUGACCAUGGGCCGCCGGCUUUGGAAUUAAUAUUGGAGUUUUGUCUAUCCCUUUAUUGGUGGCUCGACCUGGAUCCGCGGAACAUCGCUUUUGUGCACUUCAAAGAC
This is a messenger RNA of Amoebophrya sp. A25, 721 nucleotides long. The record is from the annotation of a GenBank genome assembly. NCBI's taxonomy places the organism in Eukaryota, Dinophyceae, Syndiniales, Amoebophryaceae.